UGCUAAAAAGACUAUUAUAACCCCGUAGAGCUUCUUCGAAAGCGAGAGGCAAUUGCAGUAUCAUACGAGGAAAGCCGACCUUUGCGUGAACUGUACCUGAGUUGUCUUCCAUGGCCCUCUUUCUCCGAAGUCCCAAACUCCCUUCCUCUCUCUCUCUUUCUCCCCCCUAUUUAUUCUCUCCCUCCACAUAUCUCUCCCUCAUCCCACACAAACCAUCUCUCCCUUUCUCUCUCUCUCUCUCUCUCUCUCUCUCUCUCCGUCUCUAGAACUUCAGUCUCUCCAAACUUCCUUAAUGGCAUCCGUGAACGAAGCUCAGUUCGAAGACUUGUUGCCAGUUAUGGCUGACAAAUUGGGUGGGGACGGUUUGAUCGGAGAACUCUGCAAUGGGUUUCAAUUGUUGAUGGACGGUGAUAAAGGGGUCAUCACGUUCGAGAGCCUCAAGAGGAACUCUGCCCUGUUGGGUUUGCAGGACUUGACGGAUGGUGAUCUGAUGAGUAUGUUGAAAGAAGGCGAUUUCGACGGUGAUGGAGCCCUCAAUCAGAUGGAGUUCUGCGUUCUCAUGUUCAGAUUAAGCCCUGAUUUGAUGGAUCAAUCUGAAUUUUUGUUAGAAGAAGCUCUCCAACAGGAAUUUAAGCAUUAUUGUUGAUUUUUCUUUACUAAUUUCUCUCUUGUUUACAUAUUAAUCUCUGACUUAUUCAAUUGUCGUUGUUGGCUUCCAAAGUAUACAGAAAAUUAAAGAAAGAAAUGAAUGAAUCGUUGGGCA
This is a messenger RNA of Cornus florida, 763 nucleotides long. RefSeq names its product calcium-binding protein KRP1-like. Lineage: Eukaryota; Viridiplantae; Streptophyta; Magnoliopsida; Cornales; Cornaceae. The record is from RefSeq and is a predicted model, not a curated record. The transcript has a single exon. Gene Ontology annotation, molecular function: calcium ion binding. The coding region runs from base 293 to 646 and encodes 117 amino acids.